This is a messenger RNA of Oldenlandia corymbosa var. corymbosa, 2886 nucleotides long. The record is from the annotation of a GenBank genome assembly. NCBI's taxonomy places the organism in Eukaryota, Viridiplantae, Streptophyta, Magnoliopsida, Gentianales, Rubiaceae.
AAUGACUCCAUGGUUAGUCUUACCUCUGCCGCAUCUGACUUGGGCAUUGGAGUUCAAUUUUGGGGUACACAUCCGGGAUGAGCACAAACCCAUUUCUUUUUUAUAGGUUUCACCAUCAAUUUAUAUAUCAAGUGAAGGCCUAACUGCAAUUGUAGAUGGAGUUCAAGACAUAGUUCUCAUAUUGCCAUUUAUUUGGCUUCCAUCAAUCCAUGCACAUUGAACUUUAAAUUUUGUAUUGUUUUGAGUACGAAUUUGAAACUCAUUGUGAAUUAUUUUUAUUUGGGACGGAGGCAGUACCUUUUAUAUUUGAUGCAUUUUUGGUUUCUACUUCUACGUCGUACAUUUGGUUGUUGUCUGAACUUCAUUGCUCGUACAACAGUUUGAUGAAUGUAGGUGGAAUUUAACCUUUAAUCCAUGUAGCCCAGACCACGAAUUCUUUCCGGCCAUUUUUCAGUUGCCAUGGCUGCUGUAUUAGCAAACAUUUCAGAGGCCACGGCGGAGACACCGUUGUUACAGUCGAAUGACGACCUUGUGGUCGGAAAUGUUGAUUACAGAGGCCGUCCGGCCAGGCGGUCCAAUUCCGGCGAAUGGGCUUCCGCUUGUUUCAUCUUGGGUAAAAUAUCUGACAUUUAUUCAGUUCACUAAAUAAUUGUCACAAUCUAAUUGAGUUAGAAAGUUUUGGUAAAUUACUGAUUUUCAUUUUUAUUUUCUGGGUUUGCAAAGUUGUGGAGAUGGCAGAAAGGUCAGCAUAUUUUGGAAUAAGUGCUAAUUUGAUUACUUACUUGACUGGCCCACUUGGUCAAACCACCGCCACGGCGGCGAAGAAUGUGAAUGCCUGGUCGGGAACCUCCCAGCUUCUGCCACUUUUGGGUGGUUUUGUUGCCGACUCUUUUCUGGGCCGUUAUCGUUCUAUUAUCAUAGCUUCUUUGCUUUAUAUUAUGGUCAGUCAUUCUUAUACUUUUUACAUGAACAUAAUUAUUCUUCCAAUUUUCAAAUUAUGAAAAUUGAAAGCCUUUAGUGGCUGUGAAUUCUAACAGGGAAUUGGGCUCUUGACACUUUCAGUCAUCAUUCCUUCCUUCAAGUCAGAUUCUCCAUUGCAGCUCCAAAUUAUAAUGUUUUUCUUCUCAUUGUAUAUAAUAGCAGUAGCCCAAGGUCUGCAUAAGCCUUGUGUUCAGGCUUUUGGUGCUGAUCAAUUUGACGAAUUACAUCCAGAUGAGUGUAGAGCUAAAAGCUCAUUCUUCAACUGGUGGGCUUUUGGGAAUUCUGUGGCUAUCAUAAUUACAUUACUGGUUUUGACUUAUGUUCAAGACUAUGUCAAUUGGGGACUUGGAUUUGGAAUUCCAUGUCUUCUCAUGGUUUUUGCACUAGUUUUCUUCUUGAUUGGCACUAGAACAUAUCGGUUUCGCAUUGAUGUUAAUCACGGGGAGGGAUUCAACAGAAUUCGCUGCGUUUUUGUGGAGGCAGCAAGGAAUUGGAGACCCUCAUCUUCUUCAGUCUCUUCUACCAAUGAGCAGAGUCCUCAAUUCAAGUUUCUGAACAAAGCAUUGGUAGAAACUGAUGGUUCAAAUGAAGAUAAGAAAGUCUGCUGCAUAAAAGAGGUUGAAGAGGCUAAGGCUGUCCUUAAGCUGUUUCCGAUUUGGCUGUCCUGUUUAGUUUACGGAAUUCUAUAUUCUCAACCAGCUACUUUGUUUACGAAGCAAGGACUUACAAUGAGCAGAUCAAUCAGCUCAAGAUUUGAGGUGCCGGCAGCUUCAUUACAAUGUAUCAUCAACGCUACAAUGAUAGUCUUCAUCCCGGCCUAUGACCGUAUUUUGGUCCCCUUUACAAGAUCCAUUACUAAAAGACCUACAGGCUUAACAAUGUUGCAGCGAAUCGGAAUUGGGAUAUUUCUCUCAGUCCUUUCCAUGUCCAUUGCUGCUGUAAUUGAAAAGAAACGCCUUGAGACAGCUAAAGCGUUUGGGCUAGUUGACAAGCCGGGCAUGAUAGUUCCCAUGAGUGUGGCGUGGUUGAUACCUCAGUAUCUGCUCUUUGGGAUGUCUGAAUCAUUUGCAUUUGUCGGUUUGCAAGAAUUCUUCUAUGAUCAAGUGCCUAAUGAGUUGAAAAGUACAGGGGUUGCUCUGUAUCUCAGUGUCAUGGGAGUGGGAGGAUUUCUGAGCAGCAUUCUCAUAUCUGUGAUUGAGAAAGUCACUAAUAGUGGUGGAGGAAAUGAUGAAGAUGGCUGGUUCUGUGACAAUUUGAACAAGGCACACCUUGAUUAUUUCUACUGGCUUCUUGCUGGACUUGCUGCAUUUUCUUUAGCUGUUUUUGUGUGUUUUGCAAAGUCUUAUGUUUACUCUAGGAAGCAACUUCUGAAGUUGCCUGAUUCCACCACAUCUGAUCAAGUAUAGGAAGGUGCAGUUUGUGUUGAUAUUUGUUGCAUUAGUAAUCAGUGAAUCAGACAUUUUAGUUAGUACUCCAUUAAGAAACAACACACUAAGGUAAUUAAGGAUUAUUCAUAUCAUGUUGGUGAAAAUGAUGUUGUCGUUGAUAAACAAACAAACAUAGAUAUAAUUCGGGGCAUUGCAGGAGCCCAUAAACCGCUGAAUGCUAGGGAGAUUAAUUACCGGAUAAUUGACUUGAUCAAUUUAUCAGACCAAAAUGAAAAAUAAUAUGAACAAGAAGAUAUGAAAUCGACUCUACACGUAGAAUUAUAAUAUUGCUUACGUCCCUUUUUAACUUUCAUCAAGGCCGUUUUGUAUUUGGCGGUACGAAUCAGGUGGUUAGAGGUUUCGAAUACAAAAGGAAAAAGAUCUGAUGAUAUGAACUUCACUAUCCACUGCCCGAAGAAUUAGUUCAACUCUAGGAGGAAGGAACGACAGAAAGAGUUCUGUCAUGGCUGCGAUCUCC